Messenger RNA from Mycosarcoma maydis (corn smut), 840 nucleotides. RefSeq lists its product as uncharacterized. Gene Ontology annotation, molecular function: metal ion binding; pre-mRNA 3'-splice site binding. Gene Ontology annotation, biological process: mRNA splicing, via spliceosome. The record is from RefSeq and is a predicted model, not a curated record. Lineage: Eukaryota; Fungi; Basidiomycota; Ustilaginomycetes; Ustilaginales. The coding region runs from base 1 to 840 and encodes 279 amino acids. The transcript has a single exon. Gene Ontology annotation, cellular component: U2AF complex; spliceosomal complex.
AUGGCGUCGUAUCUAGCAUCCAUCUACGGCACCGAGCAGGACAAGGUCAACUGUUCGUUCUAUUACAAGAUCGGCGCCUGUCGACACGGUGAUCGAUGUUCCCGCAAACACAUCCGGCCCCCCUACUCAUGCACUCUCCUCCUUUCCAACGUCUACCGAAACCCGCGUCAUCACGAACAAGACUGCACCAUUACUGACACUGAACUUCAAGCGCAAUUUGACGCGUUCUACGAGGACAUGUUCACGGAACUGGCAAAGUACGGCCAGCUUGUCGAAAUGCAUGUCUGCGAUAACGUGGGAGAUCACCUGAUCGGCAACGUCUACGCGAGGUACAAGUACGAAGCUGAUGCACAGCGCGCCGUCGAUGCGUUGAACGAUAGGUGGUACGAUGCCAAGCCGCUGUUCGCCGAGUUGAGCCCAGUAACGGAUUUCCAAGAGGCUUGUUGUCGACAGAACGAGACCAACGAGUGCAACCGAGGCGGAUUCUGCAACUUUAUGCAUCUCAGAUAUGCGAGCAGACCUAUUAGGAAGGAGUUGAACCACCAAUUGGCGGUCGAGUUGAGACGGAGGAAGGAAGAAGGCAGAGACACCGCAAAGGGCGUCAAGAAGAGGCUUGGUUGGAAAGAAAGGUUGGCACUCGAACAAGGAGAUACACUGGCCGACGUGGAAGGAGACGAUGGUAACCGUGAGGAAAACGGUAAAGCAAAGCGCGAUUGGAGGAGCGGCAAGUCAGGAGGUGACUGGAGGAGUCAACCCAGAUCAACAGAGGUCGACCAAGUUGAUCAUCAAGGCCACGACUCGACACCAUCUAUCACGGCUGCUGAUCCAGAGGAGAGGUAG